Molecule: messenger RNA, 2748 nt
Organism: Melanotaenia boesemani (Boeseman's rainbowfish)
Lineage: Eukaryota; Metazoa; Chordata; Actinopteri; Atheriniformes; Melanotaeniidae
Product: transmembrane protein 250
Exons: 2
Coding region: 354-773 (139 amino acids)
Source: RefSeq, a predicted model, not a curated record
CCGGCUCGCUGUCGCAGCAUCAUCUCUGCUGGCUAAAGCUAUACCAUUAAAAACACAUACUAAAAAAAGUCUCAUAUGGUUGAAAAUAUUUGUCUAAACCGGUUUAUAAUGUGAUAAAAAUCCUCCACACGCCUGAGAGCCUCUUCCUGCUGUGGAUGAACACGUCGUAUUGUUGCAUGUUCCUGUUGAAUUUUUAAGGAGAAAACUGGAAAUCACACCGGCAGCAUCCACCUUUUACUCCUGGACAUUGAGAACUACAACCAGAUGAGGCUAACUUCCUGCCUAUCAACAGCUCUCACAGUGGAUCUCACCUGUCACACCUGUGCACCAUACUGGGCUCCAGUAGCCCAUCCAUGCCUGUGAUUCCCAUCCCACGACGGGUGCGCAGCUUCCAUGGCCCCCACACCACCUGCAUGCACUCGGCCUGCGGGUCGAUGCACACAUCCAAACUUGUGCGCACCAAGUACAACAACUUUGACCUCUACUUGCGCUCACGCUGCAUGUACAGCUUCCUCCGCUUCCUCCUCUACUUCGGCUGCAGUCUACUGACUUCGCUGCUUUGGGUGUCGCUCUCUGCCCUCUUCUUCCUGCAGUACAUCAGUGUGCGUGUACUCCUGAGGCUGCAGUACAAGCUGUCUGUCAUUUUGCUUCUGUUGGGACACCGGCGCCUGGACUUUGGUGUGCUCAAUGACUUGAUCAUUUACAGCAUGCAGAUCACCAUGUUUCUUGUGGGUGGGCUUGGCUGGUGCUUUAUGGUGUUUGUGGACAUGUAGCUAUAGUGUGAGGAAUAUGUUGAAUAUAGAUUAUCAUUACUUCAGUGCUGUGUGAUGCUACGGAAUCACACGCACCUGUAGCAUGUCCUGUUGCACUUUUCUGUCGCUCAGCUUUUGCGACAAACACCUUUUUUUAAAUCAGUUUAUUAGAUGUUAAUGGUUUACUUCCAAGAAGAUAAAAUCAGGUCAGAAUCUGCCUCUCAUCAAUGUGAUCCAUAUAACAUGAUGUGUGGUAUAAAAAUACAAGUUCACAAUCCUUCAAAAAUAGUAAUACAUUUUCAAAAACUAGUAUAAAAAGUAAUGUACUUUGGAUGUGACAAAACUUGAAUCAUAAAGGGACCAAUUGAAACAAAAUCUGUUAUAUUUAUAUUGUAUUUCAUGCUAUUUGUGAACCAUUUCUACAGAUUUUAAGUGGUGUCUUGUCAAGCUGUCAAGAAACUAGGAUUUUGUUUACUGUAAUGGGAAAUCUGAAUGUCAAUGGUGCAUGGAAAACUGAUAUUACUGAUGUGCAUCACAACUCUGAUGCAAGGCAAAUCAUUUGUGCCCACACAAUAUGAGCUGGAGCUCUAAAAUGAUCCCAACAUUGUUCUGAUUACAUUGUGUGAACGCAUGAUCAUGUAAAUAUAUAUAUUUACAUCAGAAAUUAAGUGAUUUAUGCAGUGAGUUAUGAAAUGACCAAAACAAGCUAACAACAAAUGUAUAUAAGGUGCUUUUGUUUGGAUAGUGGGGCAAAGUAGGGGAAAGGGAUUUGUAUAGCCCAAGUGACACACAUUGACAAUUUUUGUAAAGUGAUUAAAGAAAACACUCACUGCUUUAAAAUGCAUGGCCAAGUGAAUGUGUUUACUGUACAAACCACCCAAGAUGGCAUGCCUCGAGCUGUGUCAUAAGAGUGUGUGACAGUUCAACUUGAGAACUGCUCUGGGUCAAGUGUUCCAUCAGUCGCUCUUCACAUGGUUUCAGAGUUGCUCUGACAGACUUCUCUGUUUAGCUUCCUCCUGCACACAAACACCAGCCACAACUAGACCCCACUGUUUCUGCCAAGUAUAACAAUGGACAUGGCUGUGUCCCAAUCACCUUAUAUAGCCUCAUUUUCGUUAGGCAUGAAUUACGCUUACAGGAGCAAAUGAGGGCCUGUUUUAACACUAAACUGUGAGGAUCUGAACUAUUAUAAUUGUUGAGAUAUGCAAGUUUUAGGGUAAAAUUUCCAAGUUUAUCUUGAAAAGUACAAUAAAUUAAGCAAAAGAAGCUGGGAACUACCAAAAUGCAAACUUCAAUUGUGAACUUUUGACACUGUAGCUGGUGGGCUGACCAAGACAUGCUUGGGACCUGUAUAGCCUCAGGCUGUAAAUGGAUAAUCGGGGCAACAAUAAGCUUUUGUUCUGAGGAUAAACACAUCAUAUGCCUCAUAUUCUCAGCCUGGGCUGAUCUGACUGCCCACUUAGACCAGAGAGAAUAUGAACUGUCUUGUGAUGUCAAUAUAGUGCUUUAGGUACGCUUGACAAGCUUCAUUGCAUAUUUUCAUUUCUUCUUUUCUGCUUGAAAAGCUGAAGUUAUUUUGCUUAGUCUGAAUGACUUGCCAGUUUCAUUAAUCAACAUUUGCACUAGCUUACCUUAAGUUCAGAUCUUCAACUUUUCACCCCACGUGUAGCCAUAUCAUUUGCUAAAAUUAAUCAGUUAAGCUGUUGCAAGACUAUCAACUGUUGGAACUAACAUCAGCUGUUCUCAACUUUUACUGAGCACACCAGAGGAAAAAAAAAAAACAAAUUAGAGUUUUAUGUAAUUACACUAAUGAUGUGCACUUACAUAUUACCAAUGUCACGAACAGAAUCAUAAUCAUUAUUUAUUUAAUUUUCUUAUGUUUCUUUAUUGCAUAAUUUUUUUGUUCAGCUUACUCUGCCUUGCACAACUUUCCUCUUAGGCUGAAUGUUUUACAGUUUUCUUAAGCUCUCCUAUGCCAGAUCAUUUUCACAAUAAA